GAGAAGAAAGUGAGGGACAGACCAGCAUUGAAGUCUACAGUACCAGGACCAGCUCACCGGAGGCAGGAGGGUUGGGAGUGGUUCUCGACAGCCUCCCAGGCCUCCUGGAGUGUCUGAUCCCUUUCUCCAAGAAUGGGUCUGUGGGGGAUGCUUGCCUUCCCCCUGGGAUUCCUGCUUGCUUCUGCGCUCCUGGUGGCUUCAGCCCCAGCCAACCCAGAGACUCCUGGCUGCAGCCACAAAGACCAACAGGUCACCGUUAGCCACACCUACAAGAUUGAUGUGCCCAAGUCUGCUCUGGUUCAAGUAGAGACGGACCCACAGUCACUCAGUGAUGAUGGGACAUCACUCUUGGUUCCUGGGGAGGAUGGGGAGGAGCAGAACAUUAUCUUCAGGCACAACAUCCGUCUUCAGACACCGCAGAAGAACUGUGAGUUGGCCGACAGUGUCCAGGACCUGCUAGCCCGGGUGAAAAAGCUGGAGGAGGAGAUGGCAGAGCUGAAGGAGCAGUGUAGUACCAGCCGCUGCUGCCAGGGAGCUGCCGAUCUGAGCCGUCACUGCAGUGGGCAUGGGACCUUCUUCGCUGAGACCUGCAGCUGCCACUGUGACCAGGGCUGGGAGGGCGCUGACUGUGAGCAGCCCACCUGUCCUGGGGCUUGCAGCGGCCACGGGCGGUGCGUGGAUGGGCAAUGCGUGUGUGAUCAGCCCUAUGUGGGGGUCGACUGCGCCUACGCCGCCUGUCCCCAGGACUGCAGUGGGCAUGGCGUGUGUGUGCGGGGUGUCUGCCAGUGCCACAAGGACUUCACAGCUGAGGACUGCAGCGAGCAGCGCUGUCCUGGCGACUGUAGUGGCAACGGCUUCUGUGACACUGGCGAGUGUUACUGCGAGAUGGGCUUUACUGGCCCCGACUGUUCCCAGGUGGUGGCUCCUCAGGGCCUGCAGUUGCUCAAGAGCACCGAGAACUCCCUGCUGGUGAGCUGGGAGCCCUCCAGUGAGGUGGACCACUACCUGCUUAGCUACUACCCCUUGGGGAAGGAGCAAGCUACAAAACAGGUCCGGGUGCCCAAGGAGCAACACACCUACGACAUCACUGGUUUGCUGCCUGGCACCAAGUACAUAGUCACCCUGCGUAACGUGAAGAAGGACAUUUCCAGCAGCCCUCAGCAUCUCCUUGCCACCACAGAUCUUGCUGUGGUGGGCACGGCCUGGGUAAAUGAGGAGACUGAGACAUCUCUUGAUGUGGAGUGGGAGAACCCUCUGACUGAGGUGGACUAUUACAAGCUUCGGUAUGGCCCCUUAACAGGGCAGGAAGUGACUGAGGUCACUGUGCCCAAGAGCCGUGAUCCCAAGAGUAGAUAUGACAUCACCGGUCUGCAGCCUGGAACGGAAUAUAAAAUCACAGUUGUGCCCAUAAGAGGAGAUCUGGAGGGAAAGCCAAUUCUCCUCAAUGGCAGGACAGAAAUUGAUGGACCAACCAAUGUGGUCACAAACCAAGUGACAGAAGACACAGCAUCUGUUUCCUGGGAUCCAGUGAGGGCUGACAUAGACAAGUAUGUGGUGCGCUAUAUCUCCCAUGAUGGGGAGACCAAGGAGAAGGCAGUACCCAAGGACCAGAGCAGCACCGUUCUCACGGGCCUGAAGCCAGGAGAGGCCUACAAAGUCUUUGUGUGGGCUGAGAGAGGCAACCAAGGCAGCAAGAAAGCAGACACCAAGGCCCUCACAGAAAUUGACAGCCCAGAAAACCUGGUGACCGACCGUGUGACAGAGAACAGUCUCUCUGUCUCGUGGGACCCGGUGGAGGCUGAAAUAGACAGGUACGUGGUGAGCUACACUUCCGUGGAUGGAGAGACAAAGCAGGUUCCAGUGAGGAAGGACCAAAGCAGCACCGUCCUCACCGGCCUGAGUCCAGGUGUGGAGUACAAAGUGUACGUGUGGGCAGAGAAAGGUGAUCGAGAGAGCAAGAAGGCCAACACCAAGGCUCCCACAGACAUUGACAGCCCCAAAAACUUGGUGACUGACCAGGUGACAGAGAACACUCUCAGUGUCUCUUGGGACCCUGUUCAGGCCAACAUUGACAGGUAUAUGGUGAGCUACACUUCUGCUGAUGGAGAGACCAGGGAGGUUCCAGUGCCUAAGGAGAAGAGCAGCACUGUUCUGACAGGCCUGAGGCCAGGCAUGGAGUACAAGGUUCACGUAUGGGCCCAGAAGGGGACCCAGGAGAGCAGGAAGGCCAAUACCAAGGCCCCCACAGAUAUUGAUGGCCCCAAAAACCUAGUGACUGACCAGGUGACAGAGACCACUCUUAGUGUCUCCUGGGACCCAGUGGAGGCUGACAUCGAUAGAUACAUGGUACGCUACACGUCUCCUGAUGGAGAGACCAAGGAGGUCCCUGUGUCAAAGGAUAAGAGCAGCACAGUCCUGAGGGGCCUGAGGCCAGGUGUGGAGUACAAGGUUGAUGUGUGGGCCCAGAAGGGGGCCCAGGACAGCCGGAAGGCCAACACCAAGGCCCCCACAGAUAUUGACAGUCCCAAAAACCUCGUGACUGAGCAGGUGACAGAGAGCACUGCCACCGUGUCCUGGGACCCAGUAGAGGCUGACAUUGACAGGUAUGUGGUGCGCUACACCUCUGUCGAUGGAGAGACCAGGGAAUUUCUCGUUGGGAAGGAUCAAACAAGCACCAUCCUGACCGGCAUGAAACCGGGUGUGGAGUAUCAGGUCGAUGUGUGGGCCCAGAAGGGGACACGGGAGAGCAGGAAGACCAGCACCAAGGCCCCAACAGAUAUUGAUGGCCCCAAAAACCUAGUGACUGACCAGGUGACAGAGACCACUCUUAGUGUCUCCUGGGACCCAGUGGAGGCUGACAUCGAUAGGUACAUGGUACGCUACACGUCUCCUGAUGGAGAGACCAAGGAGGUCCCUGUGUCAAAGGAUAAGAGCAGCACAGUCCUGAGGGGCCUGAGGCCAGGUGUGGAGUACAAGGUUGAUGUGUGGGCCCAGAAGGGGGCCCAGGACAGCCGAAAGGCCAACACCAAGGCCCCCACAGAUAUUGACAGUCCCAAAAACCUGGCGAUCAACCAGGUGACAGAGACCACGCUCAGUGUCUCCUGGGACCCAGUACAGGCUGAUAUCGACAGGUAUGUGGUGCGCUACACCUCUGCUGAUGGAGAAUCCAAAGAAUUCUUGAUUGGGAAGGAACAGAGGAGCACUGUCCUGACAGGCCUGAGGCCAGGCGUAGAGUACAAGGUUGAAGUGUGGGCCCAGAAAGGAGCCCGGGAGAGCAAGAAAGCCAACACCAAAGGCCACACAGACAUUGACAGUCCCAAAAACCUGGUGACCAAUCAGGUGACAGAAAAUACAGCCACCAUCUCCUGGGACCCAGUGCAGGCUGAUAUUGACAGGUACAUGGUGCGCUACACCUCUGCUGAUGGAGAGACCAGGGAGGUUCCAGUGAGGAAGGAGAAGAGUAGCACGGUGCUCACAGGCCUGAGGCCAGGAGUGGAGUACACAGUCCAAGUGUGGGCUCAGAAGGGGGCCCGGGAGAGCAGGAAGGCCAAAACCAAGGCCCCCACAGAAAUUGACAGCCCCAAGAACUUGGUGACCAACCGAGUGACAGAGAAUACAGCCACCAUCUCCUGGGACCCAGUACGAGCCACCAUUGACAGGUACAUGGUUCGCUACACCUCUGCGGAUGGAGAGACUAAGGAGGUUCCAGUGUCAAAGGACCAGAGUAGCACCAUCCUGACAGGUCUGAAGCCAGGCAUGGAGUAUACCAUUCAUGUGUGGGCCCAGAAGGGGGCUCGGGAGAGCAAGAAGGCUGAUACCAAGGCCCUAACAGAAAUUGACCCUCCCAAAAAUUUCCGUCCAUUUGGUGUAACACAUUCCAGUGGGGUUUUGACCUGGAUGCCCCCCUCUGCUCAAAUCGAUGGCUACAUUUUGACCUACCAGCUUCCAAAUGGCAUCUUGAAGGAGGUGGAGCUCCAAAGAGGCCAGCAGAGAUUUGAGUUGCAAGACCUGGAACAGGGCGUCACCUAUCCUGUUUCUCUGGUUGCCUUUAAAGGUAAUCAGCGGAGCCGGAGUGUGUCUACCACCCUUUCUACAGUGGACGCCCGAUUUCCACACCCCUCAGACUGCAGUCAGGUUCAGCAGAACACCAAUGCUGCUGCCAGUGGCCUCUACACGAUCUACCUCAAUGGCGAUGCCAGCCGGCCCAUGCAGGUUUAUUGUGACAUGGACACGGAUGGAGGCGGCUGGAUUGUCUUUCAGAGACGUAACACUGGGCAGCUGGAUUUCUUCAAGCGUUGGCGGAGUUAUGUAGAAGGCUUUGGGGACCCCAUGAAGGAGUUCUGGCUUGGACUUGACAAACUACAUAAUCUCACCACUGGCACUACCACUCGGUAUGAGGUGAGGGCAGAUUUACAGACUGCCAAUGAAUCCGCCUACGCUGUGUAUGACUUCUUCCAAGUGGCAUCCAGCAAAGAGCGGUACAAGCUGUCGGUUGGGAAAUACAGAGGCACAGCAGGGGAUGCUCUUACCUACCACAAUGGUUGGAAGUUCACAACUUUUGACAGAGACAAUGAUAUUGCCCUCAGCAACUGCGCGCUGACGCAUCAUGGCGGCUGGUGGUAUAAGAACUGCCAUUUGGCCAACCCGAAUGGCAAAUAUGGGGAGACCAAGCACAGUGAGGGGGUGAACUGGGAGCCAUGGAAAGGACAUGAGUUCUCCAUUCCUUACGUGGAGCUAAAAAUCCGCCCCUUUGGUUACAGCAGAGACCGUUUCUCUGGCAGGAAGAAGCGGUCCAUAGGAGGGAAGGCAAGAGUGUUCUAAAGGCCAUCUGAGCUGUCUUCACAGGAGACAAGAGAGGCUUGGGGCGGACAGGGUGGGUGGUGGUGACGGGGGAGCUGAAGUUUGAGGGAUGCUCAGAGCCUCUAAUUUCUUAGAUUGUUGGGUACACAGUGCUAAUGAUGUCAUCAUGCUUAGACCGUUAGAGGUUCCUUCCAUGUCAUCUGCAUGUUUGCCCGUCUCUACUGAGGGCCCCGAAAGCCAACAAUGUUGUAACUGAACAAUACAUAUGGAUAGGACACCGUGUUGGAAACACGAGGUUUUUCAACCCAUCCUUACUUAAUGACAAAUGCAUCGAUCCAGUACAUCGAUAACAAUAUCAAUUGGAAGUCUUUAGCAAUUGGUGGAGAUCUCUGUAUGCGACUGAUGAUAUAGAUUUUUUAAAGAAAAAAAAAAACAGAGUGAGGUUCUGAUCCCCCGGGGGUCAGAGCUGAGGCAAGCUGAGGCUUGUUGUCUCCUGGUUCUCCUGGUUUUGAGGGGAAAGAAUAAAUCUUACUCCUUUUAAACUUCCUGUGUUUAAAGAACGAACGAAGAGACCACAAAGGGGCCACGAUGCAGUCAUAGUUAAGUUCUGACUAGUCUCUAGCAUUCUGGAGACCAAAGCUCCCGUCUUAUUGCUAUUUUUAACUGCCCCUUUUCUAGACAUUUGCAUAAUCUCUUCCAUAGAUCUGCAUAUGUUGUAAAUAAAUUUGCAGUCAUUUCAACUUUAAAUAGCCAAUCUCUCUAAAUAACUGGUACCCUCAGCUUUCCCUGACUCACCUCCACGCCCCCCCCACUUCAGUCAGUCCCCAGCCUCCCUUCCCUGCUCUCCACACUGGAAGCUUCCUCAUAUCACCCUUCUUUCGUGUUUGGUAUCAUUUUGGAAGGUUUUCUGUAGCCAAGUCAGUGACCAUUGAAGUAACUUAAAUUCCUACUCAAGAAAACAAAAAUAAAACAUUUGAUUUUAA
Rattus norvegicus (Norway rat) is the source of this 5783-nucleotide messenger RNA. RefSeq names its product tenascin N (gene Tnn). Bases 133 to 4821 code for a protein of 1562 amino acids. The transcript is spliced from 22 exons. Lineage: Eukaryota; Metazoa; Chordata; Mammalia; Rodentia; Muridae. Gene Ontology annotation, biological process: regulation of cell migration; regulation of cell adhesion; animal gross anatomical part developmental process. The record is from RefSeq and is marked validated. Gene Ontology annotation, cellular component: tenascin complex.